UAUUGUUGGUGAUGGUCGUGUGAAAAGCACAAAAAAUGUGGGCCCUCCUGGUGCUCACGGUUGCACUUGCAGCUGGAGCCUCAGAAACCAACGACACAGAGACGGAAGAAAGGCCAGUCAUAGCUCGAGGUAAACUGCUGGCUCCCAGUGUGGUCGGAUGAGGCAUAAAGAAAAUGCCAGAGCUUCAUCAUUUUCUCAUGGAGCGCUGGGCUUUAUACCACAACUUGGUGUACGACUCAUCAGAAGAGAAGGAUCCCCGUCUGAUCUUCUACAAUGAAAAAGAUGAAGUCGUAAAGACCGUCCCUGUGAAGAAAAUGAAGGCGGACGAGAUCAGCAGCCUGCUGGACUCACUGGGUUUCUACAAGAGGUCCCAGAAAGGGGAAGAGGUACCAGAGGAGUUCCAGAAUUUCCCCCUGCACGCCCCCAGGGACGAGCUGUGACGACCCCUCGUGGCCGCGCCCGGCACCUGCAGCUCGCUCGCUUUAAUGACGAGUGGGGCUUCAAGGCCUCGACAGUAUAGACCAGGCUCCACUCUGAGGACUCGCUGGUGGGGCUGCAUUGUGCCGGGUACUUCAUCACAGCAAAACUUAAUAAAAGAAAAUUCUUAAACAUCA
Messenger RNA from Austrofundulus limnaeus, 614 nucleotides. RefSeq names its product selenoprotein e (gene selenoe). The transcript has 4 exons. NCBI's taxonomy places the organism in Eukaryota, Metazoa, Chordata, Actinopteri, Cyprinodontiformes, Rivulidae. The record is from RefSeq and is a predicted model, not a curated record.